Messenger RNA from Polychytrium aggregatum, 971 nucleotides. RefSeq names its product ASF1 like histone chaperone-domain-containing protein. The transcript has 5 exons. Bases 92 to 901 code for a protein of 269 amino acids. Gene Ontology annotation, cellular component: nucleus. Gene Ontology annotation, molecular function: histone binding. NCBI's taxonomy places the organism in Eukaryota, Fungi, Chytridiomycota, Chytridiomycetes, Polychytriales. The record is from RefSeq and is a predicted model, not a curated record. Gene Ontology annotation, biological process: nucleosome assembly; nucleosome disassembly; DNA replication-dependent chromatin assembly.
GGUGACGGGGUGCUCUGUUCAGGCUGCUCUCUGAGCCGCAUCGCUGCGCUUCCGUCGAUUCUGCCUCGCAUCUCACAUCUCACAUCUCGCCAUGUCGCUUGUCGUUCUCUCGGAUGUCCAGGUGCUCGAGCCUGUAGCUCCAUUUCUGUCGCCGUUUCAAUUCAAAAUCAGCAUUGACCUCGUCGAAGAACUGGAACAAGAUGUGGAAUUCAAGCUGGUUUACAUCGUUUCUGCCGACCAGCCCAACCUUGAUCAAGAGCUGGAGUCGAUCGAAGUCGGUCCCAUCCCAGUUGGCACGAGCAGCUUCGUGUUUGAGGCACCGGCUCCCAGUACUGAGCUGAUACCCCCAGAAGACGCUCUCGGCGUGACCGUGAUCUUGCUUUCGUGCUCGUAUCGCGGCCAAGAGUUUGUUUCUGUCGGCUAUUACGUCAACAACGAAUACACCGACGAGCAACUGAAGGAGAGUCCUCCGAGUCGACCCAACUAUGAAAAGCUGCAAAGGACGAUCCUCUUUGACAAGCCAAAGGUGACCAAGAAACAAAUCGCAUGGGCGCCGAAUGCAGCGAACCUCUUUUCUGAGUUUGACGCUGAAAACGAGCGAUGCAAUCAGGAUCUCAACGAGUCCGAGGAGGAGAUGGCGUGGGACCCAUAUCUGAAGGACCGCUCGGGCCAGCCGUCGGCACAAGCGAGCUCCGCAGCUGCUUCAGAUGUCGCCAACGCAGAGCGGGACCAAGACAUGGGCGACGAUGACGACGACGACGACGGCGAUGACGACGACGGCGGCGAUGAUGAUGAGUCCGAUGGCGACGACGGGGACGACGCCAACCCGGACAUGGAGGAGGAUCUGGGCGACGAGGACGACGACGGGGGUGACGAGGAAGACGAGGCUGCUGCGCUUUGACGUGCGCAGCCGUGUUAUCAGCCUGCCGAUCGGCCUGCCCAAAUGAAACGAUACAGAGGAUAUACGCUAA